AUGGGCAACGGUGCAAAGGCGCAGCAGAAACGCGAGCGUAACGCAAAGGCGGCGGGAGGCGAAGCCAAGUCGCAAAAGAAGGUCAACGAGGCCGCCAAGAACGUCAUGUGCAUGACUUGUCGCCAGACGUUCCUCCUCACCGUCCGUGAACCUGCCCUCCAACAACACGCAACCGACAGACACAACAAGACUCUCGCCGAAUGCUUCCCUGGCUUCGGCAAGUAA
Molecule: messenger RNA, 225 nt
Organism: Moesziomyces aphidis
Lineage: Eukaryota; Fungi; Basidiomycota; Ustilaginomycetes; Ustilaginales; Ustilaginaceae
Source: the annotation of a GenBank genome assembly